UGCGCAUAAAUGGCCGCCAUGUUGCUGCCGUCUGAAAGAUGUUCGCAAUUGUGUGUGUUUACUAAUGAAUUUUAAGAACUUAAAUACUAAAAUUACUGUGUUUGUGAAAUUGUGAGUGUACAAUGCUUUUAUAUUUUAUAUAUUGUUGUGUUUAAAAGUCUGUCAGAUGUCUCUGAAGCCAAUAAACAGUGAAAUUUUCUUUAGAUAGUCAUACAAUUCGGACGGCAUAAUGGCUGACAAUCUGAUUCAAAAGUCACAUAAAACUAGUGAGAAAAACAAGUAUAACAACGUUGUCCAUCGUACUACGAGCGAAUCUCUUCGCCUGAACGAGUCGGAGAAGGGAGUGACUCACCCCACGAGCCUACAAGCCACACAUAACCCAAGGAAAAUAUCUUCGUUUCAGAUCACCAGUGUGACGGUUGGUUCACGAGUGAGCACUGAUGCUGGAGAAGAUUCGGCCGACGAUCUAGAUGAAUCUCACACCGAUGACAUCUCAAGAGUGACCGAUAUCGAGAAUGAGACACCAAGUUACUCCGAGGACACCUUUUCGAAAGACGAUGUGUUUUACAACGCCUCGAGUGCAUCAUUAGGUUGUGCACCCGUCAUCCCGACCAGUUCCCAAUACGGGCUUGCGAUCGUCGGCCAGGAUAAUAGCACCAACCAAUUAGGAGGAGCAGUGCCAAAUAGUAAUAGUUCUGAAGUGAGUGACAUGCACGUCAGUGUUACUAACGCCGGCGCAGGCAGUAUCAUUAAUCUCAUAGGAAAUGCUAAACCCCAAGAAGGUAUGAAAGAAAUACAAGAACAUGUUAGGAAUGAACGAUUUAAAGUUGUUAAAAUCGAAAGCACAGAACCGUUUCGUAGGGGUCGAUGGAUGUGUAUGGAUUACUUGGAUCACACUACUACUCAACAAAAUGCACCAAUUACGUUAAACAACAAUUUAGAUGUGACGGAUACUAAUGCGCUGCAGGCUCCCGACAGUGGUGUUGUGAUUAAUGAUAGCCAACAUGAUGAUAUGUGUAAUGAUCUGACAAAUAAGGGGCCUAAGGAUCUUCAAGGAAAUGCACCCACCAUACAACAACUGGAACAGGCUAUUCAGAAACAGUUCCCAAUGGCUUCACCUGGACAGUCGCUAACUCAGCCUGUGAAUGCAGUGCAACAACAGAUGCCUGGAAACCAACCUGUCUCUGUGCAGUCACCACCUUUAGAGCUGCCUCAACAGAUGUCAAAUCAGACCCACACUCAGCAGGUGGCACAGCAACAUCCACAGAGUAUGACUCAUAUUACAAUGCAGAAUCCACCUCAAAAUCAUCCUCAGGCACCCCAGCAGCAACAAGUUCAACAAAUACCACAAAGUUUUCCACAGCACCAAUUGCAACAAGUUAUUGCACAGUCACAGGGCAUUGCUAUGCAGCAGAUACCAAUGCAUCAACAAAUACCACAACAGAUGCAACAAAUUCAGAAUCAACAAAUGCAACAGAUGAACCAACAUAUUCCUCAAGCACAGAUAACUAAUAUGCAACAAAUCCAGCAACAAAUUCCUCAAAUGCAGCCCAUGCCAAAUCAAGGUCAGAUACCCCAAGUUGCUAAUCAACAACCACAAAUGCAACAGAUGCAAAUCCAACAAAUGCAGGGUCAACCCAACCCUCAACAGAUGCAUAUGCAACAAGCUCAAAUUCCGAAUAUGGGUCAAAGUCACCACUUGCAAGGGCAACAGGCUAUGGGAGCCCAGCAAGCACAACUUCAACAAAUACAGGCUUUACAGAGUCAGCAAAUACCAAAUCAUAUACAACAGAUGCAGAUGCCUGCUCAAUUGACUGGACCUAAUCAACAAAUACCACAGAUGCCUACUCAAAUGCAUCAAAUUCCUACACAACCACAGCAGACAGUGGUGCCAGGUAUGCAUCCUCAAUUACCACAACAGGGCCUGCCAACUGUUCAGACUCAGUACAAUCAGGCUGUCAAUCAACAACCAAAUACACAGCCGAUGAUUACUGCUAGUAUGCCCACAUCUCAGCAGCCUAUAGUGCAGACUCAACAUAAUGUUCCUCAGUAUCAUACACAGCAACCACAGAUGAGCCAGCAGGGCCAAACCUUGCCUCAAGAGGUGCUUACGAGUAUUGUUACAUCACAGCAAGGUGCAACUCUACCUACAAAUCUACAGACUAUGGCGUCCCAGCCACAGGGCUCUACAUUACCUGCGAAUCUCCAGAGCCUUAACCAGCAACAAGCUCCAACUGUUCACUCUAUGGCCCAACAACAGGGUACUGUGCCACAAGGAAACAUACAAAUGAUGACUGCGGCGCCUCAGAAUAUGCAGAUGACUCUAGACGGGAAUCAGCCUAGUUUGCAGAUACCCGCCUCAGAUCAAAUAUACAUGCAGCCCACAAAUGUCGGCCAACAAAUGCCUGUUGGGCAGCAUAUGGCGCAGCAGAAUAUGUUACCACAGCAAGUAAGUGGACAAGGUCAGAUGGGCGGCGUGCAGUAUGUGCCUAAUCAGCCCGUGUCGCAGGUGUCAAUGGCGCAUCAGAACAUUCCUAUGUCGAUGCAGCAAAACAUGCCAGUUGGCAUGGGUGGUGCAGUUCAUGCUAAUGUUGUGCAGUCUCAGACCAGCAUGGGACUAGGUUAUGGCGGAGUGGUGCCAGUCAUGUCUCAGAGUAGUGUGGCACCUGUGGAAGCAACUGUGUCAGGUACUAAUUCACCAGUGGUUUCUUUGCCUGUUAGCUCUACAGCAUAUGUGGCUAACACGGCACAACCUGGACAUGACAAUCAAGGCUUUGGUAGCCCAGUGAGUGCGGUAGUGUCUCACGCUAUAAGUAGCGCAGUGAUGAGCAGUGUUAAUGUGAGUGCAUGUGAAAGUGGUGCUACGGAAGUGCCUGCUGAGAAUCUGCAGGCUGGUGAUACUAGUGAUGGGAAGGAGGAGUCACAGCCUGCUCCACAACCUGAAGAUGAAAGCAUCAGCGGGUUGGCGUUGGCGCUCGGCGGCAGCGGCGCCGGCAGUCCGAGUGGUGGCCCUGACACCAGGGAGCAGACCGCGACGUCGUCUCGCGCAGCAUCACCCCCACCUUCCGAGAGGCAGCAACACAACAGCGCAUCGGGUACAAGCGCGGUGGCGAUCGACAACAAGAUCGAGCAAGCUAUGGAUCUGGUUAAGAGCCACUUGAUGUUCGCGGUGCGCGAAGAAGUGGAAGUAUUAAAGGAGCGCAUCGCCGAACUGAUGGAGAGGAUCAACCAGCUUGAAGUGGAGAACACAUUCCUGCGCGCACAUGCCACCCAGGACACACUGUCGCAACUGCCAGCGGCGGGCACCAAGCCGCCGCCGCAGCCACAGGGCCCACAGCCCCCGGUCUCGUAGAGCCCUGGGCUGGCGCACCUGAUCAUGACCGCCGGCCCCAGCCGGCCUCGAGGUCCAAGGCCUCCCCCCUCGGCGCGCGAUCCUGGCCGCUGCGCGCUGCAUGCGGGACCCACGGAGUCACUUUGGCUGUGCUAUGUUAAUUCGUAGGUUAACAAGGAAUGAGUGUAAGUACAGUGGUCGAGCGCCGAGGGAUGCCGCGACCGCGAUCGCUGCCCUGCCGCGACCGCGUCUCGCCGUACGAUGUAAAUCACACAAGUGUCUAGUUAGCGCAUCGCCAAUCGCGCGGGCCCGUCCACUCAUAUAUAAUUCGUCGGGACGGACCCCGCAGACGAUGAGCCUUCUAUAAUUAUGCUUCUCUGAAUCAUAGACGCAUAUUUUUCUGUUAUUAAUAUUUAGGGUGCAGAAUUUCGUGCUAACUGCCAUGCUUUUGCUAGACAUCUCAGCAACGAGUCUUUAGUGUUUCAAUGUAUGUCAUCUAUAUUUUUAUUCUGUUAUCGUUUAGGUGUAUAUGCUAUCCAUAUUAUUAUUCCAUAUAAGAUAUCUUGUAAGACGUGUGGUGUAUAAUGAAUGUAAUAAAAUAGUUGAAGACAAUAUUUUGUGUAUUGAACAAUGACUGUGUGUUAAUUUAUUUCUAUAUUUUUUUAUAUAUCUAAUUUAAGUUAUUUAUCAAGUUUUAUAGCUGUGUUAUUGUUAAAUUGAAAGCGUUCCUGGUCAGUCGGAGUUUAAUGAUCUGUCGAUUGCAAAGUUCUGAAUGUGUUGUGUGCCGUUUUCGUUUAGUUUAUAUUUUUAAUUACGCGUUACACUUUAUUAUGAUAAAUGUUGAAAUGUAUUCAAUCUGCAGUUAAUGUUUAACGUUUACUGAGGAAUUAAUUAAUAGAUUAUGAUCGUUGUGAGAUUUAGAACUCGUGCGAUUGCUGGCUUUAGUGGGUUUUGCACGCUGAAAUGAAAAAAAAAAUACAUUUCUAUUCCAGCCCUAAGUAUAUCAGCUGUAUCACUAAUAGACGUUAUAGCAAUUUAACAUUGUAUUUUUUAAUAAUUAAAUUGUUUGUAUAUAGUACAAGUUGUAAUAGAUUCGUAAAUAGGGAAUGAUGUACAUAAAUAAUGAAAGAAUGUGAUGGAGGGAUCCUAUCCCUUGGUCUGUAUAGACAAGAAGGCAGAAAAGGCAAGAGAUAUAUCUAAAAUAUAUAAAUUAAAUAUUUGCUGUAUUUAAUACUAGCUUCACUGUAAUAUUUAGAGAACCGAACAAAGAAUCGCUGGUGACAAUGUGUGGAAUGGAAAGUGUAAGGCUGAGUGGUUUAGGAGCAGUUGAAUGCCAAAGUAAGGAUGGACCGUCCCAGCAGUUCUAGUGUGACUAUUUUACCUAUAGAAUAAUAUUUUGUACAACGCUAUGUGUAUAGAUGAAGUUAGGUCAUCGUGAUUAUUGUGAAUAUACAGUAAUUAGCUCCUACAAGCAUUACCCUAAUAUAGAUAUGAAUUAUAUGAUACUGAAUGUGUAAAUAUAUACAGAGAAUGUCCAUUGUAGCUUAUGUUGAACAGAAAGGUUCCUCAUAUCCAAUAAAUACAAAACUUUAAAUA
Achroia grisella is the source of this 4927-nucleotide messenger RNA. Its product is annotated as protein bunched, class 2/F/G isoform-like. Lineage: Eukaryota; Metazoa; Arthropoda; Insecta; Lepidoptera; Pyralidae. Bases 230 to 3352 code for a protein of 1040 amino acids. Gene Ontology annotation, biological process: regulation of transcription by RNA polymerase II. The record is from RefSeq and is a predicted model, not a curated record. The transcript is spliced from 4 exons.